GGCAGUGGAGGGGAAACGGGGAGAAUCAUAUACGCAGGAAACACCACCCACAUGUAGGGACGAAGUUAAACUUUAAACCCGCCCGAUCUGAUUUCCUUUAAGUAACAUAAAGGGAGUUACGAGUGCUAAAGACAGUUUAUGUUUUAAACGACCGAAACUGAAACAUGGCGCUUUGGUAAUACUGUGAAACGCAUGACUACUAUCGUUGUAUUGCACUGACAAAAUGGAGUGUUGGAAGAGAGUUAGUGGCAGUUUAAAAGAAAAUGCCCUUUUGUUCUCAACCCUAGUGGCUGUGUGCUUAGGAGUGAUUUUAGGCUUAAGCCUUCGCAUGAUCCAACCUAAUGAUGACGUUAUCAUGGUCAUCGAAAUGCCUGGUGAUAUUUUCUUGAGGGUUUUACGCAUGCUGGUGCUGCCCAUCAUGGUGGCUAGUAUUAUAACAGGAAGUGCUACUUUGAGUGGUAAAGCAGAAGGAAAAGUUGCUCUCUACACUUUUGUUAUUUUCAUCGCUACAAGCCUAAUUGCUUCCCUCAUUGGUUUAUUGUUUGUGGCGUUAGUCCAUCCAGGAAACCCAAAUAUAAAACCAUCAGCAACCGAAGCAAAAGAACAAUUUACACCCAAUGCGAAACUUUUGGAUACAUUUUUGGACCUCUUCAGGAACGCCUUACCAGAUAAUCUCGUGGAGGCAUGCGUGAAGCAGGUGUACACCAAGUACGACGAAGAUCCUUUCAAUAACAAGACAUUUUCUAGAAAGUUAUAUACUCGACCAGGAACGAAUGCCCUAGGAUUGAUCGUCUUUUCACUCGUGUUUGGUGUUAUAUUAGGAUCCCUUCGAGAAAGGUCACAAAUUAUGAUUAAAUUCUUCAAUGGUUUGGAUAAAAUUGUUAUGAAGCUGGUUUUGAAAGUUAUGUGGUUAACUCCAAUAGGUGUUUUGAGCUUGAUUUGUUCCAAACUACUCGCCGUCUCCGAUAUUACGACUUUAUUACAACAGAUGGCGGUUUUUGUAGUUACUGUUCUGGGAGCUCUUACUACAGAAGUACUGGUUGCUCAGCCUCUGCUUUUCUUCGUCAUCACUCGUGAGAAUCCGUACGUCUUUCUCGUCAGGUUGCUGCAAGCCAUGAUAACAGCGUUUGCUGUAUCAUCCAGCUCUGCUACAAUGCCAGUGACCUUACGUUGUCUGGAAGAGAAAUGUCAUGUCGAUAGACGAGUCACAAGGUUUGUGGUUCCUUUAGGAACGACCAUAAACAUGAAUGGAACUGCCUUGUUUAUCACCAUGUCGACGUUUUUCAUCGCCCAAAUGAACGGAAUUCCGCUGCAGGCAGGGGACUACUUAGCAGUUGUAAUUACCGCUACUGCUGUAAGUGUUGCAGCAACUUCCGUUCCUAGUUCUUCAUUGUUCCUGAUGGUCAUGUGCUUGUCUGCUAUUGGUGCUCCUGUCAGUGACGUCAGCCUUUUAUUUGCUGUCGAAUGGAUCAAUGACCGUUCACGGACAAUCAACAACAUCAUAGGUGACGCUUUUGCUAGUGGAAUGGUUGCUCAUCUCUGUCGUAAGGACCUGGAAAACGAUGACAAUGUAGAUGACACAACUGUUCGGGCUUCAAAUAUAAUGUAAUUUUUUUAAAUGUUUUUUCAUGACAAAUAUUUUAAUAUAUGAUUACAGACUGUAUUUAUCGGUUCUGUAAGAUCAUAUCAGGAUACUCAAUAAAAUAAAGUUAUUUUCGAGA
Messenger RNA from Limulus polyphemus (Atlantic horseshoe crab), 1721 nucleotides. RefSeq names its product excitatory amino acid transporter 2-like. The record is from RefSeq and is a predicted model, not a curated record. The transcript is spliced from 9 exons. The coding region runs from base 224 to 1609 and encodes 461 amino acids. Gene Ontology annotation, biological process: L-glutamate transmembrane transport. Lineage: Eukaryota; Metazoa; Arthropoda; Merostomata; Xiphosura; Limulidae. Gene Ontology annotation, molecular function: L-glutamate transmembrane transporter activity; glutamate:sodium symporter activity; neutral L-amino acid transmembrane transporter activity. Gene Ontology annotation, cellular component: plasma membrane.